UUAAAUUUCAACUCAAACGACGGCGUUCGACUUCGACAUUUGCGAAAGAUUGCGUGUCAUUUUCUCCUGGUCCUUGGUUCACUUUACUGCCAUUGACGAUCAGCGGUCACCUUCAAAUGAUUUAUGGGGCGGACGGAGAGUAGAAGGGAGUCCGGGAUGAAUCACAAGGCGAUCGUGAUUGGGAAAACCUGGGUGUUCAGUUUUGUAGUUGGAUUUACUUUCUUGUGCGACAGAUUCAUAGAGGUUGAUGCUUCAAUCCAUGAGUAUCGAAAUGACGUUUUCAUUCCCAAGUCAAAUGCUUUCUUCUUCCAUGGCGGCAGCGAAGCUCUUUUCGCUUCUAAGCUACACGAUUCUUCUUCUCCAAAUUCCACUGAUAAAUCCCUCAAAGGCAAGUCCUUCAUCAGGUUUGAGACUGUCACUUUCGUGAGGACGAAAGAAUCAGCUAGUCAGACGAAUGAAAUGCAGCAAUUUACUGGAUUAGUGGAGGCCAUCAUUCUCGAGGUCAAAGAUAGGGAGCGAAUUGGAGGCUCCUUCCUAAAGUCAGAUAUAAUAUGCUGCACACGCAGUCUUCACGAUGCUGGACAUUGCAAGUCAGGUGAGGUUAUUAUCAACGAAAACCACAACAACCCCGACUGGCCUAAACGCAUCAAGACGUUCUUUGUCGGGAAAGAUGAAACUGCUGUCAUUCCACCUCAAACUAUUGAAAUCAAUAGUACAGGGAUGUACUACCUGUAUUUUAUGUUUUGUGAUCCACAACUCAAAGGUACAAUAAUCGAGGGGAGGACAGUGUGGAGGAAUCCAGAUGGCUAUUUACCUGGGAAGAUGGCUCCUCUAAAGAAAUUUUAUGAAUUCAUGUCUUUAGCAUAUCUUUUGCUUGGCCUAAUCUGGUUUCUAUGGUUUGUUAAGUAUUGGAAGGAUGUUAUACAGUUACAUUACCACAUUACAACGGUUAUUGCUCUUGGAAUGUGUGAAAUGGCUAUAUGGUACUUUGAAUAUGCUAACUUUAAUUCAACUGGAAGCAGACCAAUGGGAAUUACUAUAUGGGCAGCAUCCUUUACAUCUGUGAAGAAGACAUUGUCUCGCCUCCUUCUUCUGGUUGUUUCAAUGGGCUAUGGAGUGGUGAGGCCAACCCUCGGUGCUAUCACUUCAAAAGUCCUUUUUCUUGGUUUUGUGUAUUUUAUUGCAUCAGAGGCACUUGAGCUUGUGGAACAUCUAAGUAACAUCAAUGAUUUCUAUGUAAAAGCAAGGAUUUUUCUGGUUCUACCUGUUGCUUUCUUGGAUUCAUGCUUUAUUAUCUGGAUCUUCUCAUCCUUGUCACGGACAUUAGAAAAACUUCAGAUAAGAAGAAAUAUGGCUAAGCUGGAGUUAUAUAGAAAAUUUACCAAUUCUCUUGUUGUAUCUGUUCUACUUUCUAUAACUUGGAUUGGCUUCGAGCUAUAUUUCAAUGCAACUGAACCAUUAAGUGAGCUAUGGAAAAUCGCUUGGAUCAUUCCAGCCUUCUGGACUUUCCUGUCAUUUUGUCUCCUGGGCGUGAUCUGUUUACUCUGGGCUCCAUCAAGUAACCCCACGAGGUAUGCAUAUUCAGAAGAGACAGGCGAAGACUUGGAAGAAGAAGGUAUUUGUUUGACCAGUGGAGGAGAUAUGGCUUCUAAACUGGAAAGGAAAGAAAGGAAGGGACUAAUAAUUACAGGCGAUCAUUUAUAUGGCCACGGGGAAGAUACUGAGGAGGACAAACGAGAAUAAGUUUGUUCUUUGCUUUUACUUUAUCAAGGCCAAGCCAAUGCAACCCAAAGCUUUGCCUUUGGUGGUUAUAUGUAUUUCAUUUUCACUUACAACGGCCUUAAGUGUACUUGUAAAAUCUUACUCCACAAUGUCACAAUCCCUGUAUCUAUUUCCAUGGCCAAAAGUAUGACAACUUCAAUCGUGGUUAGCAUUUGGAAAAA
Benincasa hispida (wax gourd) is the source of this 1943-nucleotide messenger RNA. RefSeq lists its product as uncharacterized. NCBI's taxonomy places the organism in Eukaryota, Viridiplantae, Streptophyta, Magnoliopsida, Cucurbitales, Cucurbitaceae. Gene Ontology annotation, biological process: transport. Gene Ontology annotation, cellular component: membrane; Golgi apparatus. The record is from RefSeq and is a predicted model, not a curated record.